UUACGUGUCUCUGGUUUCUUUCCUCUUUCUGUCUCUUGUUUUGAAUAACCGGUGCGUAUAGAGAAUGCGGCUGCUGAGCUCUGCAGCUUGGCGACAGCGCACCUUGUCAACAGUGAGAACCUGCGUAAAAUGUCCGUCAAAAAAAUACCCGUCGACAUCUGAGUGUCAUUUAGCAGGACUAUCAUGACGAUUAAAGGGGCAGACAGCCCGAAAGCUCGCCAUGGCCCCGUGCGCGCUUUACCGCAGUGGAUGCGGAUGUAUUUCUAUGGAAUGCACGGCAUCACUUUGGACAUUCUGUCGUCGUCUGCGCGCAGGUUUCUAGACGGCAACGAUUUCACACUGCUGGGUUUCUCCUCGCCUUAUCUGUGCAUCGUUCACUCAAUUACGCAUCUGCUUUUGGAGAAGAUCUACCUGCAGAAGAGAUGCUUCCGAGGGCGACCCGUCAUCUUCCAUCUCGUCUUUUAUCCAUCCCUGUACAUUUGCUUACAGAUUUUGAUUGGGAAUGUGGUGACCUGUACGGACAACCUGAGGGUGGUGUCCGUCACCCAGCUCGUUGUGCAUUACGUCCUUGCGUUAUACUUCACAAAUGUUUUUCAUAAAGGCUUCGUGCGACUGCAGUAUCACAAUCGGGUGUCAUUGCGCCCGCGCCCGAAUGGCUUAUCUGAUGUCGUGCGCUUCAUGUUCUUCGGCAUGCACGGAUUUCUGGACGAGGUUGUAUUCACCUCUGUGUUUAACCUGUUUGAGAAAGCAGACGGUGCCCUUAUGGGACAUACAUCCUUGUGGUCGUUUUUCAUGUAUGGAAGUUGCAGCUUUGUCGUGGAGAAGCUUUACAUGCACCUGCACUUCAGACGGGGUUGGGGAACCUGGCGCCGGCUGCCCAUUUACAUCUGCUUCAUUUACGCGUGGGAGUUCAGUUGGGGCCUCGCGCUCAGACAGUGCGGCGCGUGCUCGUGGGAUUACUCGCACUAUCCUCUUAAUUUCAUGGGUCUGGUGACUUUGCUGUAUCUACCUGGAUGGGUUUGUUUGAGUUUGUAUCAGGACGUCUUGUCAAACGUUCUGCUGAGGGUUGUGUGUAAUGAUAAGGAUGAGGAGGAGAUGAAGGAAUGUGGUGCCGAUGGGCAAAUGGUGACAAAAUGCAAACCUGAGGCAGACAGAAUGUGUUUAUCAUAAUAUAUAAUUUUCUUGAGCAAAACAAGCACUAUGUGUGGCAUCACUGAAGCAAUUUUUGCAGUCCAAAGAAUUUCAGAAAUGUUUAAAUAACAACAGGGCUUGUUGUCACACGACUGAUAAAUAUCUACAAAAUCAAGCAAAGAGGAAACAUUUGACAUUUGCAACAUUUGCCUUUGAACUUUAGACAUAAACCUAUGUGUAGUGUGACAACAAGCCCCAUUCUCCCUUGCUUCAUUCAGCGGCCACAUAUUUUCGGGCUACAUGAUCAGAUUUUUAAAUCAUAUAUUAAAAUUUUAUCCCCAAACAUUUGGUGUGACAUACCGGGAUGCACAAGGACUUUAAACAGUGCCAUGUUACAUACGUUCUCAGAGAAAAACAGAGUUCUCAGGAGAAUAUCAGUACCAGCGUAAAACUCAUCAGAGAAACGUUUCAAGUUUACAAGUGUAGCUGCAUUAGCAAUCUUUAAUCUAAUGUGUGCAGUAUCAAGAGCUAUUCUGAAGACAGACUGAACUGUCAUUUGACAAAUGGCAGUAUUUUUAAAGCAGUUCACACAAAUGACUGCUGAGUAUAGAAAAUCUGGAUGAUUGUUGUAUUGCAUGCGUUGUAACUGCAUGACUCAGGAUUUUGCAUGUUGAAACUGCAGCACUCAGAUGUGGCCCAUCUGAAUGCUCAUCAUAAUCUGUAGCGACUGAGAGAUAAACUAUGAAAACUCUUCACAAAGCAAUUCUGAGAGUUUUAAACAUGAACUGAGCGAGUGCCUUUAUAACACAUCAGGGCAGCUGGGCUUCUGUAAUCUGAAACUCUUUUUUAUCUGUAUCUGUAUGGAAACAUGUUCAGGCAUAAUUUUUGAACAAAAGAAACCUCAGUAUGCAGCAUUUUAUUAAUAUUCACAAAGAAGUCUUACUCUGGCAGCUAAAGUAAAUGACUUUAUUGGCGAGCGCUUAUAAACAACAAUAGAUUUUGUUCUGCUUAAAGGAAAACACCAGUUUUUCAAUUAAUUAAAAUGUUCUUACCUCAACUUAGAUUAAUUAAUACAUCCCUAUCUUUUUCAAUGCGUGCCCUUUUAAUCUUUGUACAGCACCUCGUGAAUGUGUUAGCAUUUAGCCUAGCUCUAUUCUAUGGCUUCAAACAGGGAUGAAUUUAGAAGCCACCAAACACUUCCAUGUUUUUCCUUUUUAAAGACUUUUACAUGAGUAGUUACACGAGUAAGUAUGGUGGUACAAAAAAUAGUUUGGAGCCAUAGGAAUGAAUGGGGCUAGGCUAAAUGCUAACACAUUCAAGAAGCGAUGUACAAAGAUUAAGUGCACGCAUUGAAAAAAGAUAGGGAUGUAUUAAUUAAUCUAAGUUGAGGUAAGCACAUAGUAAAAUAUUGAAAAACGGUGGUGUUUUCCUUUAACAUGUUGAGACUUUUUUUAAAUGGACAGACUUUUAAACGAAUGAGCACCACACACUGUGAAUAACUACUGUGAGUGUCUGUUCUAAACUCUAAUGACUGAAUAUACUUUAAUUUAAGGGAUCUGGUCCUUUAUACUGCACUGUGGGUUUUGCUCUUGCAAAUCAUUAUUUCAUUUCCAAAAGAUGCAGGAAAUAUUUCCUGUAUAUGUUAUAAGAGAACUGCCAAAGUUUAGUGUAGUAAAUUACCUUUAGCCUCAAAACACAAUGAGAAUUUACAGUUUUAGCAACAUGCCUGAUAUUAUCCAGAAGACAACAGGCUUUUUAAGAUUCAUAACUGUAGGCUAACUGGUUUGAUGUGGACAUUAUUUCUUAUUGCAUGCAGGUCACUUGUUGAUGUAAAGACUCUCGGCAGCUAUGGAUGUUUCUGCACAAACCUCUAACUUUUAAAAGAACACAAUUGUUAUAUUUGGAGGAAUGGGUUGAUUUUCUUGUAUGUAUUUUUUAGUACAGUUUGGUUUACUUUACAAUAUAUAUUUCACUUAAUGGCAUUCAUUUUUAACUUAUUAUAGUAACGUUUGCAUCAUCAUGGUUUUGUAUGUGUCUCAGUUCAGACUAUGCACUUGUUAAAUGAUUAAAGAUAAAAGUAUGACUGUUCACCACCUCUGAAUUUCCAUGGUGUUAUUUAUUUUUGUUAAGCCAGAAAUAAAGUUGUCUGCACAUUUAUAUACACGAAGAAUUAAAAGCUUUGCACACUUGUGUCUCUUAGUGUGGUUGUGACAAACCUCAGUACCCAGGAGUUAGCUUUAGAUUCAAGAAGUGAUCUCUGAACAUUUGUAAGAUCAAAACAUUUAUCAGAUCUAUCUUCCACCACACUACACUUUAAACUUACUUAGUCUAUAUAGGGUAUGUUUUCUGGUCUUAAAAUUAUUACUACAGAGGCAUAUGAUUGAUUAAAUUCUGACAAUCAAAGUAACACUCUUAGAAAGAAUUUACACAUGUUUGUGCGUUAAACUUUUAACACAUUAUGUGGUAUUUUAACACAUUAUGUGUCAUUUUGUGUUGAUUUUGUUUUAAAAAAAUAACACAAGUUGUGUUAAAAUGUGUUGUUUCAAUAAUAACACAGAGAUGGGUGGUUCUGGGACAACGCAUUUAGUGUGUUGUCCCAGAAUCAACACUAAAGUGUUGUUUUUAAGACAUUCGUUCUAAGAGUGAACAUAUCCAGAGUUAUGAUUUGAAGAUUCAUGGGUGACUAUAACAUCAAUAAAUAUCAGGUGUGGAAUGUUGUCAUGGUGACACCAUUAUCAGUUAUUG
Paramisgurnus dabryanus is the source of this 3876-nucleotide messenger RNA. It is a transcript of the gene tmem229a, whose product is annotated as transmembrane protein 229A. NCBI's taxonomy places the organism in Eukaryota, Metazoa, Chordata, Actinopteri, Cypriniformes, Cobitidae. The record is from RefSeq and is a predicted model, not a curated record.